AUGUCCUGGUUGUUCAAGAGAGAUCCAGUUUGGAAGUAUUUGCAAAAUGUCCAGUUGGGAACUCAUGGAAGUUUUUCACGCCUUUUAUAUCCUACUUUCUUUCCCCGUUUUGAAUUCCAAGAUAUUGUUUCUCCAGAUGACUUUAUAACCAGUGAUGAGGAGCUUGAUUCCAUUUUAUUUGGAACGUUAAGAGGCCAUGUGGUUGGAAUACGCUACUACUCAGGAGUGGUUAACAAUAAUGAAAUGGUUGCUUUACAACGAGACCCUAACAACCCCUAUGAUAAGAAUGCAAUUAAAGUAAACAAUGUGAAUGGGAAUCAAGUUGGCCAUAUAAAGAAAGAUCUUGCUGCAGCUUUGGCCCAUAUCAUGGACAGCAAGUUGGCACAAGUGGAAGGCAUAGUUCCUUUUGGUGCAAACAAUGCGUUUACCAUGCCUCUGCAUAUGGCUUUGUGGGGAAAAGAAGAAAAUAAAGAAGCAGUUUUGGAUCAGCUAAAGAAACAUGGAUUUAAAUUGCUUCCUCCACCAAAAACUGUAGAAUUCAACUUGGAAAGCUGUUGGGGCUCCGGAAGACCUGGACCAAGUUACAGUGUUCCUGUUCACCCUGCAGUACAGAUGACACCUGAACAGCUUAAAACAGAAUUUGACAAGUUGUUUGAAGAUUUAAAGGAAGAUGAUAAAACUCAAGAAAUGGAACCAGCUGAGGCUGUUGAAACACCAUUACUGCCACAUCAAAAACAAGCUCUAGCUUGGAUGGUUUCACGAGAAAACAGUGAAGAACUUCCACCAUUCUGGGAACAGCGAAAUGAUUUAUACUAUAACACGUUAACAAAUUUUUCUGAGAAGGAACGACCAGAAAAUGUCCAUGGAGGAAUUUUAGCUGAUGAUAUGGGUUUGGGCAAAACACUUACAGCCAUUGCCGUAAUUCUUACCAACUUCCAUGAUGGCAAACCUCUUCCUGUUGAAAGAAUGAAAAAGAAUCAACUGAAGAAGGAAUAUAGAGUUCGUGAACCUGUGAAACUUGAAGAAGAAAACACUGUUGAAAAAGAAGAUGGACCAAUCAAAGCUCUCAACAGCCUUGGGACUGCAGGAAAUUCAGUCAGUGUGGGCAUUGCCUCUAUGGGGCAGGGGCCUAGAUGUAGCAGAGAACCCAGUAUUUCAGAUGUCAAAGAGAAGAAUAAAUAUUCUUUGUCAGACAGUUGUUCCCGCCCGAAAAGAAGGAAAACUGCUUGCACGUAUCUGGAAAGCAGUGAUUCAGAGGAAAUCGAAACAAGUGAAAUACCACAUAAAACAAAAGGAAAACUGAAAAAUGCAAAGUUGGGGAAUAAAAGCAGGGGAAAAGCAGGCAUUUCCCAGAUUGAAGAGGAUUCAGAGUUUGCAUGUGCCAUUACUCCAUCUACUCCUACAACAAAAAAGAAACUGGUGAGAAAGGGAGCAUCAGUAAUGGAGGAUGCAAAGAAAACUGUUCUUAAGGAUAAACCAAGAACAACAUUGAUCGUCUGUCCACUUUCUGUGUUAAGCAACUGGAUUGAUCAGUUUGGACAACAUAUAAAAUCAGAAGUUCACUUGAAUUUUUAUGUUUAUUAUGGUUCUGAUCGCGUUAGAGACCCUGCUUUGUUAUCAAAACAGGAUAUCGUUUUGACCACCUAUAAUAUUUUAACUCAUGACUAUGGGACUAAAGGGGAUAGUCCGUUACAUAGCAUCAAGUGGCUGAGAGUGAUCCUGGACGAAGGGCACGCCAUACGCAAUCCAAAUGCUCAGCAGACGAAAGCUGUCCUUGAUUUAGAAGCAGUAAGAAGAUGGGUACUGACAGGUACUCCAAUCCAGAAUUCCUUAAAGGACUUGUGGUCUCUUCUUUCCUUUUUAAAACUUAAGCCGUUUCUUGAUAGAGAAUGGUGGCACCGAACGAUCCAGCGUCCUGUGACGAUGGGGGAUGAAGGAGGCCUGAGACGUCUACAGUCCCUGAUAAAGAAAAUUACACUCAGAAGAACAAAGACAAGCAAAGUUAAAGGGAAACCAGUUUUGGAGUUACCAGAGCGUAAAGUAUUUAUUCAGCACAUUACACUUUCAGAGGAGGAGAGAAAGAUUUAUCAGUCUGUGAAAAAUGAAGGCAGAGCUACAAUUGGAAGGUAUUUUAAUGAAGGAACUGUCCUGGCACACUAUGCAGAUGUCCUGGGUCUUUUGCUUAGAUUACGACAGAUUUGUUGCCAUACUCAUCUGCUUACAAAUACAGUCUCUUCAGGUGGUCCCACAGGAAAUGACACACCUGAAGAACUAAGAAAGACAUUAAUAAAGAAGAUGAAGUUAAUUCUGAGCUCUGGUUCAGACGAAGAAUGUGCAAUAUGUUUAGAUUCUUUAACUAUUCCUGUGAUAACACAUUGUGCUCAUGUAUUUUGUAAGCCCUGUAUCUGCCAGGUCAUUCAGAGUGAGCAGCCUAAUGCUAAAUGCCCUUUAUGCAGAAAUAAUAUAGACGGAAACAGUUUAUUAGAAUGUCCUCCAGAAGAAUUAGCAUCCAGUGUUGAGAAAAAACCAAAUAUGGAAUGGAUGUCUAGCUCAAAGAUAAAUGCUUUAAUGAAUGCAUUGACUGAUUUAAGAACGAAGAAUCCCAACAUUAAAAGCUUAGUUGUUUCACAAUUUACAACAUUUCUCUCUUUAAUAGAAACACCACUUAAAGCCUCUGGAUUUGUGUUUACUCGGUUGGAUGGUUCCAUGCCCCAAAAGAAAAGAGUUGAAUCAAUACAGUGUUUCCAGAAUACUGAAGCAGGAUCUCCAACCAUAAUGCUUCUGUCUUUAAAAGCAGGUGGAGUUGGUUUGAAUCUUUCUGCAGCUUCUCGAGUGUUUUUAAUGGAUCCGGCAUGGAACCCAGCUGCUGAGGACCAGUGCUUUGACAGAUGCCAUAGACUUGGCCAAAAACAGGAAGUCAUCAUCACAAAAUUCAUUGUAAAGGACUCUGUUGAAGAAAAUAUGCUGAAAAUCCAAAACACGAAGAGAGAACUUGCAGCUGGAGCUUUUGGAACAAAAAAACCAAAUGCGAAUGAAAUGAAACAAGCUAAAAUUAAUGAAAUAAAAACUUUAAUUGACUUAUAA
Molecule: messenger RNA, 3084 nt
Organism: Elephantulus edwardii (Cape elephant shrew)
Lineage: Eukaryota; Metazoa; Chordata; Mammalia; Macroscelidea; Macroscelididae
Gene: HLTF
Product: helicase-like transcription factor
Exons: 26
Coding region: 1-3084 (1027 amino acids)
Molecular function (GO): nucleic acid binding; hydrolase activity, acting on acid anhydrides, in phosphorus-containing anhydrides; ATP binding
Source: RefSeq, a predicted model, not a curated record